Molecule: messenger RNA, 2420 nt
Organism: Spathaspora passalidarum NRRL Y-27907
Lineage: Eukaryota; Fungi; Ascomycota; Pichiomycetes; Serinales; Debaryomycetaceae
Exons: 1
Coding region: 70-771 (233 amino acids)
Cellular component (GO): mitochondrion; cytoplasm
Source: RefSeq, a predicted model, not a curated record
AAAGAUAUCGCAAUGUUUUCAGUUGUGAUCUGACGUGCUGCGAGCAUUAGUACUAACAACACCGCAACCAUGGCACCAGUCACCAAUACACCACCAGAGGUAUCAAUAUUACAUCCAAAGGUUUUAUUAUUUACAGCAGGACUCACAACAUCGAUAUUCCUUCUGUACAGAUUCUACAAACGAUACAUUCGACGAAUUAGAAACUAUCUCGAUCUAACAUCGUCAAUACUAAACAAUAGACAGUCAUUAUAUGGAUACGUCACUUCAGUGCCUGAUGGUGACAAUUUCCGAUUCUAUCAUACUCCAGGUGGAAGAUUAUUAGGAUGGGGUUGGCUACGCUCAAUACCCACUACUCGUGCGGCAUUAAAAGACGAAACUUUAAUGAUUAGAUUGUGUGGAGUUGAUGCACCUGAAUGUUCGCACUUUGGAAAGCCAGCACAACCAUAUUCCCAGGAAGCAUUGCAAUGGUUAAGAGAAUAUAUUAAUGGGAGAUAUGUUACAAUCACUCCAUACUCUAUAGACCAGUAUAAACGAGUUGUGGCAAGGGCUCAAAUAUGGAAAUGGAAUGGUAGGAAAGAUGUUUCUGCUGAAAUGCUUAAACGAGGUAUUGCUGUGGUGUACGAAGGCAAAGUAGGUGCCGAGUUUGGUGAUAAUGAAAGUUGGUAUAGAAAAUUAGAAGCAAAAGCUAAAAAACUAAAACGGGGUAUGUGGUCGUUGGGCAAGAAAUUACAAACACCAUCUGCAUACAAGAAAUUGUAUGUUAAUAAUUAAUAUAUAAUCUACUUUACUAAAUCAGCAACAGCUUUGGCUAAAGCUUCCACAUUGUCCUUGGUAUCUGCUUCAGCAUAAACUCUAACAGCAUCUUCUGUACCGGAAGCUCUAACAAAAGAUCUACCGUGGUUAUAUUUAGCAACUUCGGCAUCUAUUUUGUCUUGUAACCCAGUAGGUUCAACCAAUGUUCUUUCAGCAUUUGUGGUUUUAAAAACCAGUCUAUCAGGAACAAUAACCUUGACUAAUUUGUUAGGCAAGUCAUUGUAACAUUUGUUCCAGUCGCGUGGUGUCAAUUGCAAGUAAUGAACAAUAAUUAAAACGGCAAGUAAGUCAGAAAUAGCAUCACCAACAGUUUGGUUAAUCAAUUUGCUGAAUUCUUGCAAUACUUGAAUAGACUUGACUUCUUCUGCAUUGACUGGAUCAGCCUUAUAUUCAAAGAUCUUUUGUUCAGCUUCUGGCUUGAAAAUAACAGUACCAUGUCCAUUAGCUUCGAAAUAAACCCCAAUAUCGAAAUUUUCAGCUUCAUGGUGCAAAUGUUUGACACCAGUUGGGGUACAACGAACAGGAAUCUUUAAAACGUCUUCAACGUACUUGGUAGAAGAACCAUUGGCAUAAGCAGUUUGAACAACACCAAUAUCGAGCUUCAAUUUAGCAGAGUCAAUAUGUUUGAACAAUUGCUGUAAGAAUAAAGCAAUUAAAGUAGAUAACUUGUCACCAUCAAGUAAUCUGAAUUCAGGAUCAAUAUAGUAGCAAAUCAAUCUGUCAGCAUCACCAUCAAAUGAAGCAUAUAAUUUAUUAGGAGUUGGGGUGACAUUCUUUGGUAACUUUUGGUUAGUCUUGACAUAAUCAGCACCACAAUCAAAGUUCAAUAAUUGAGGAGAGUUGUAGUUGCCAUUGACUAAGUUGAAUGUAAUCUGUUCAGACAAGUAAGUAGCCAAUAAUUCUUUAAUUUUUGGAGCACCUACACCAUUAGCAGCAUCAAUUGUAAUGUCAAUCUUUUCCGAGUUACCCGACAAAGCAAAAAUCUUCUUGAAUGAUUCGGCCAUUUUGGCAUAGUAUCCUUCUUCAGAAGUAGCUCCAAAUGCUGGAUCAUUAAUGGUUCUUGUAACAUAGUGUAAUUGAGGUGUAGUAAAUAAUCCAAAGUCUUGAUAUUUAGUAUUUGGAACGGAUUUGAAACCGUCAAUGGUAGCAUUGCUCAAUCUUUCACUUGAUUCACGUGAAUCUCUAGCAAUGACGACACUAGCAGGUGCACUCAAAUCAAUUCCCAAAUCCUCAACAAGUUUGGAGAUAUUGCCCAACAAUUCUUCGUGAGUGGAAUUAGCCAAGGUGGUAGCAUAGGCUUCCCAAGAGGUUUGUAACAUGCUGCCCAAGGGAUCAACAACCUUAACACCAUUAUCUUCAGGAGGGUUAUGAGAGGCAGUAAUCAUAACACCUACAGUUUGUCCCUGAAGGAACUUGGAUCUAAGGGCAGCAAUUAUCCCAGUGGUGUAAUUGACAUAGUCCAAAUUGACAGCCUUCAUACGGAACCCAGCAGUACCAUAAGUGAAUUUUAAUCCAUCUGGCUUAGGAUGGGAUGGUAAGUAUUGACCUAAAGUUUGUUCAAUUGACAUUGUUGAUAGGGAAAAGAACGUAAUGUUGAACAAAGUGUU